Messenger RNA from Pseudogymnoascus destructans, 644 nucleotides. RefSeq lists its product as uncharacterized. Bases 1 to 306 code for a protein of 101 amino acids. NCBI's taxonomy places the organism in Eukaryota, Fungi, Ascomycota, Leotiomycetes, Thelebolales, Thelebolaceae. The record is from RefSeq and is a predicted model, not a curated record. The transcript has a single exon.
AUGGCGGCGCCAGUGAUAUGGAACAGGCUAUCUAAGGUCAUAAAGAGCAUUGGAGUUUUCAAAGAAGACAAAGUGUUUGUGCGAAGGAUAGUGCUGCUAGUUCCAGGAGAUAUAUUGACGGCAGAGGAGCUGUUGCGGGAUGAAUGGUUGCUCAUUUUUACACUAAACUUGAUCUUGCAGCAUGCGAGUAUCGACACCUUCCUUAAAACCUACCUUGAUCGGAAUAUUAAUGUGGAUGUCCAAAAUAUAUAUCGCGGACUCGAAUCACAGAAGGCUUUAAUGAGGUUCGCAUGUUUAAUAAGCUAGCUGAUCGACCCCCGACGCCCCGGGAAGUUGACUCCUACGCAAUCAGCAUCAAUUAAUAAUCUUUCAUGUAUUGUGAAAUGGUCUCGUGUCACAGCCCGACUGUCAGGAGCAACGAGGCACUUUAUGAGAAAGCACGUUAGGAGACUUAGAGUUAACGAGCCUACGGAGUGUCGAAUCUGUGACGUCCGGCUCGGGCACCGGAUGCAUUUCCAACGCUACGCAGAGAAAUUUCACAGAACUGUCUCGCUGUUUUGCUAGUAGAUGGGAUCACUUAGGAGUGUGCAGUAUGGCUUGCCUUGAUUAAGUAUAGAGGAAGUAAUUAAAUAGGAAAGAGACGC